AGCCUUCGCUUACCGACGACCUCCUUAGACCCUUCUGACGUUGGCUCGGAAGAUGAAAAUUGCACGAGCUCGUCUAGUGAAGAGGAGGAAACUUGGAGUGAUUGGGUUUCGGAUUCAAUGAACAAACAGCCCUGCCAAUCCCUGUUUGAAGAGAAGACGCUGCCCGCAGUGUCAGAAGCGUUGGCAUACGACAGGAAAGAACAUGGAUUUGAUCUGCCCACUGUGUGCUCGAAGCUUUCACUCGAUUUCCACGCGCGUAUCAGACUCAUCAAUUAUAUUCGCAAAGAAAAACCCAUGGCGGCAAGUCUACAAGGUCUAAACGGAAAAGAAUCUUUCUUUUCAUCAGACGACUACCUGCUCCCCGCCUUGGAAGAUGACCCCCUGCUUCUGAACCCGUCCGAUGACUGGUCGGAUAGUGAUGAUGAGACUCCUGCAUCAAGCGAUCAGACCAGCCUCCAAAAGCAGAUCAAAACCUUACAGCGGAAGCUGCAGCAGUCCAAGGAGGACUUGGCAGAGUAUCAAGCGUUGAUCAGUCAACGCCUUGAUCUCAGCGGUCUCAAGGAAGAUACAGGUGAUAAUAUUGCAGGGCCUAGUGUGCGCGACGAUGAUACACAUUACUUCCAAAGCUAUGAGGAAAAUGAUAUUCAUGCUGUGAUGAUUCAGGACACUGUCCGCACAUCAUCUUACGCAUCAUUCAUUCUCACGAACCCAGCACUCUUCACAGACGCUGUUGUGCUAGAUGUCGGGUGCGGGACUGGCAUCCUCUCACUGUUUGCUGCACGAGCUGGCGCGAGACGCGUUAUUGCUGUCGACGCCAGCGACAUUGCCGAAAAGGCAGCACAGAUCGUGAAAGCGAAUAAUCUCGAUCACGUUAUCACAGUCAUACAUGGCAAGGUGGAAAGUAUCACUCUCCCCGAUGACAUCGAGAAAGUGGAUAUCAUCAUCUCUGAAUGGAUGGGCUACGCGCUUUUGUAUGAGUCCAUGUUGGACUCGGUCCUUCAUGCAAGAGACCUCUUCUUGAAGCCUGACGGUGUCAUGGCGCCUAGUCAAUGCAAAAUAAUGCUUGGUCUUUGCGAGGCGGGUGAGAUUUUCAAGGAGAGAAUAGGGUUUUGGAAUGACAUCUAUGGGUUUGAUCUGUCGGCGAUGGGGCAAGAAGUGUAUGAUGAUGCCGUUGUCGACAUCGUAGGCCCAGAUACAAUGCUUAGUGAAGCUUUUCCCAUCAAGGACUUGUAUCUCCGCGAGAUCACAGCCCGUCAACUAGAUUUCACAGCUCCCUUCACCCUUGUCUCGACUGCUGAACGGCGGACGAAAGUCCACGCGCUUGUGCUCUACUUCGACACAUUCUUCCAUCCUAGCGGUGAGACUAUACCACAAGGGACGGAAGUGCAGAUCACAAAAGACGGUGGAGGACAUCUGGCGGAGGUUUGGCCCAUCGGCGGUAAACAACACGUCCCUAGACGAGCAAGCCAGAGCGUCAAGGCACGCAUCACCAGUUUUAGCACAGGCCCAAAGAGUGUGCCUACCCACUGGAAGCACACCAUCUUCCUGCUGCGGGAUCCGAUACAAGUCGAGGAAGGGACCAUCGUAUCUGGGACAUUCCAUUGUCGGAAGAGUGACCAUAACUCGCGGGAACUCGACAUCGAAAUUCAUUACACUGUGAAGAGCGGUACAGAUGCAGAGGUACCGAGCGAGGCGGUUGUACAAAUGUUCAAGGUGCGGUAACACGCUGUCUCCCGAUAUGUAUCAAGUACUCGCAUAUGUACAUUCUGGCACACCAAAAGAUGAAUUGUAGCGUUGCUUCACGAACCAC
This is a messenger RNA of Heterobasidion irregulare TC 32-1, 1810 nucleotides long. RefSeq lists its product as uncharacterized. Gene Ontology annotation, cellular component: nucleus. Bases 118 to 1722 code for a protein of 534 amino acids. The record is from RefSeq and is a predicted model, not a curated record. The transcript is spliced from 9 exons. NCBI's taxonomy places the organism in Eukaryota, Fungi, Basidiomycota, Agaricomycetes, Russulales, Bondarzewiaceae. Gene Ontology annotation, biological process: peptidyl-arginine methylation. Gene Ontology annotation, molecular function: protein-arginine N-methyltransferase activity.